This is a messenger RNA of Solanum stenotomum, 841 nucleotides long. Its product is annotated as 60S ribosomal protein L11-1-like. Gene Ontology annotation, molecular function: RNA binding; structural constituent of ribosome. NCBI's taxonomy places the organism in Eukaryota, Viridiplantae, Streptophyta, Magnoliopsida, Solanales, Solanaceae. Gene Ontology annotation, biological process: translation. The record is from RefSeq and is a predicted model, not a curated record. Gene Ontology annotation, cellular component: cytosolic large ribosomal subunit; ribosome. The transcript has a single exon. Bases 59 to 841 code for a protein of 260 amino acids.
AUCUCAGUACCCCUCCAACUCUGCUGCUGCAACUGUAACAUCUUCCCGCGGAAGCGCCAUGGCUUCAGAGAAGAAAUUGAGCAACCCCAUGAGGGAUAUCAAGGUCCAGAAGCUUGUCCUCAACAUCUCCGUCGGUGAGAGUGGAGAUCGACUCACCAGAGCAGCAAAAGUCUUGGAGCAACUUAGCGGCCAAUCCCUUGUUUUCUCUAAGGCAAGGUAUACUGUGCGGUCCUUUGGAAUCAGGCGUAAUGAAAAGAUAGCUUGUUAUGUGACUGUCAGAGGGGAGAAAGCUAUGCAGCUUCUUGAGAGUGGAUUGAAAGUUAAGGAAUACGAGUUGUUGAGAAGGAACUUCAGUGAGACCGGCUGCUUUGGGUUUGGUAUUCAGGAGCACAUUGAUCUUGGAAUCAAAUAUGAUCCUUCAACUGGCAGGUGCAAGUCUCGAGUCGGGAUUCAGCACAGGGUCACUAAGGAGGAUUCAAUGAAGUGGUUCCAGGUCAAAUAUGAAGGUGUUAUCCUUAACAAGUCCUCAAACAUUAGUGAUAAGCUGAGUGCCAACUUUUGGAUCAGCUUGUCUCCUGGCAAGUUUAUUUUUAUGUAUUUUUGUAGACAGCCAUCGAUAUUACUAUUAAAGGAAUGUUUUGGAGAGAUUCUAGUGGGCAAAUCAGUAUGUUUUAUUUCUCAUUUUGGCAAUCAGAUGAAAAACCAAACUUACAUAAAAAACCAAUCACAGUCAUUACUGAAUGGUCACAACAUUCAGAAGCCAAACUUACAUAAAAAACCAAUCACAGUCAUUAACACUGAUAACAAAACUCAGCAUUCCCGUCUCAAACAUCAAAACUGA